GAGAAAGAGCCCAAAAAUUCCAAUCCAAUAGAAUGAGUAGUAGUAAUUACAACGGCAGAAAGAAGAUGGAGAAGUCAGUUGAAGAAGAUGAAGUGGAUGAAUUGCUGAAAGCUGCACAAGAUGAUAUGCUUCUUAAACUCAGCCUCAAUUCCCACAUGACCCACUCUUCCUCUCAAUUUUCUAGCAUUGACCCUGAUCUUGAUUCACGCUUUCUAGCCCUGAAAAAACCCCAUCAAUCAAAAUCAAAUUCAAAAUCAAUAUCAAAAUCAAAGCUUGAUGAUACAGCAGGCACAACCCAGAAAAACCCAGAAAAGGUUUUGCAAAAUAUCGAUGAAAGUGAUGAUCUUUUUGCAAGAUUUGCUGCUCUCAAGAGUUCUCUUCCUUCGUAUAAUACUUCUGUUAGAGAUGGUCAAGUGCAGCAGCAGCAGCAGUUGAUGGAUGGUGAUGGUGCUGGAGAAGAAGAUGAAGUGGAGAAGGUAAUUAAGUGGGCUAUUGAUGCUGCUAGGCUUGACCCUUCUCCUCCCUCUAAUUCUAAUGAUGAUGCUGCUAGUGAUGCUGAUGAUGUUAGUGAUGAUGAGGAGGAUGAUGGUCAUGGUGUUGAUGCGGUGAAAAAGAGUAAAGGGAAAUGAUGAGUGGGUGUAGUAUGACUGUUUUUGUCAAUUGUCAUUCUCUGCAAACUGUAAGAGUUAGAGCUAAUUCAUAAAGAAUCAAAUUUUUGAGACUUUCUACUUAUUUCUAAAUUGUUGUUGUUUUGAAGCAUAAAUUAAAUACACAUUGCUGAAUAAUCUUCUGUA
Coffea eugenioides is the source of this 794-nucleotide messenger RNA. RefSeq lists its product as uncharacterized. The record is from RefSeq and is a predicted model, not a curated record. Bases 33 to 629 code for a protein of 198 amino acids. Lineage: Eukaryota; Viridiplantae; Streptophyta; Magnoliopsida; Gentianales; Rubiaceae. The transcript has a single exon.